CCCGGCGGUGACGGCUCCCGGCGAUGCUGCUGGUGCUGUCGGCGGAGCACCGGGCGCACCUGGGCUGCUUGCCGCGGGCGGGCGGCGCAGCCGUGGGCGAGCUGGGCCGCCUGGCGUUGGAGCAGCUGCGGCGGGGAGCGGCACCGCGGGCCUGCGAGGCCGCCGCCAGAAAGCUGGACAUUGGCGUUGACACCAUUCAGCGUGGAGUAGAGGGACUAACCUAUCUUCUUACUGAGAGCUCCAAGCUUAUGAUUUCUGAGAUUGACUUUCAAGAUUCCAUUCAUGUUCUGGGAUUCUCAGAUGAAUUGAACAAAUCCUUGCUCCAGCUGUACCUUGACAACAGGAAGGAGAUCAGGAGCAUUCUUGGAGAGCUGGCACCAAGGCUGCCCAGCUACCACAAUCUGGAGUGGAGACUGGAUGUGCAGCUUGCAAGCAGAAGUUUGAGACAACAGAUCAAGCCUGCUGUGACCAUGAAGCUAUAUCUUAACCAGAAUGAAGAUCAAACUGCCCAGGUGUUGCAAACUGACCCUGCUACCCUUCUCCACCUGAUCCAGCAACUGGAGCAGGCACUGGGGGAGAUGAAGACGAACCACUGCAGGAGAAUAGUGCGCAACAUGAAAUAGCCUCAAUUCCUGCCUUUGUGAAACAGCUCAAAACAAUGCUCACAAAUACAUUUGGAGGAAAAAUAAACAUCUGGAUCAGAUGAACUGCUUUCCUGUGCCAGGAUCUUGAGCCAGUAAUUACAGGCCAAAUGUCCUCCACUGCCAGCUUGGCAAAUCUGACGGAUACAAGAUAGGUAAUUGGUACUUGCAAAUGAAGGCACUCAGCAUACUAUGCUGAGAAUUCCUUUAGCUCUAAAUUACUAUGGAUCUGCUUGAGCUUUCCUACCUUUGGUAGAACUGUCUCAAUAUUAUUGAAGCUGCAUAUUUACUGUUACAUUUAUAAAGUAAUUUUUUCUCUUUUGCUUCUCUUCUGAAAUAUUUCUUAAACCCUUAUACUGGUGGGAAUGAUGCUUUGCAGGAAGACUUCUCCCAUGUAGACUCAGGUGUGUGUAAAAGCCGAUGUGGGACUGCUGCCCUUUUCCUCCAGAGGACUGGGUCAGUGGGAGCUGAUGUGACGCUGCUGCUCUGCCCUUCUCACCUAUAAUUGAGCUAACACUCCUGUUA
This is a messenger RNA of Neopelma chrysocephalum (saffron-crested tyrant-manakin), 1166 nucleotides long. It is a transcript of the gene COMMD2, whose product is annotated as COMM domain containing 2. The coding region runs from base 24 to 623 and encodes 199 amino acids. The record is from RefSeq and is a predicted model, not a curated record. NCBI's taxonomy places the organism in Eukaryota, Metazoa, Chordata, Aves, Passeriformes, Pipridae. The transcript is spliced from 5 exons.